AUGACAGCCCCAUCAUCCAACACCCACACGGCGGUUCACGCGCCCGACCUCAACUUAGCAGACCUCCCCCACGAAAUCCUCCUCCUAAUCCUCUCCUCUCUCCCGACCGCCUCCGAUGUUUCUCACCUCGGCCUCACCUGCCGCCGUCUGCGGCAGCUCGUGACAUCCGAGGGGUGGAGGGCGUUUGUGAUUGCUAGGUUUCCCUCGCUUGUGCAGUCCAUCCCUGCCCCUGCCUCAUCUAAAGAACAGAGUCGAUAUGGAUGGCAAGAAGUAGCAGAGAGUUUAACCUGGCAAAGCCGCUGCUGGGAUAAACGUUCGCUGAAUUUUUGCGCUAUCUACCCAUCUUCUUCUUCCGAUACCCACCAACUGCGUACCCGUGGCGGGCAAAACCAGAACCAACAGGGGGGACAGUCACAAAGGGGGAACAUCUUCCAAUCAGUAGUCGACACGCAUUUUGAUUUUGCCACAGGAAGGGAAUUACUUGUAUGGGGAGCGGGCGAAGACUUGGUAGCGCGACGAAGAGACUGGGGAGGUGGACAGAAGAAGAGUACUGGUAAGAGCGCGCCCAGGUUUAGUUGGUUUAAAGCCAGUGGGCAGGAGGAGGGGUUUAGGAAGGGGUAUGAUGAUGUUAGGGCUUUGCAGGUUGUGAGGGGUGAUGUGCCCCUUCCUCUUUUUCCAAGGGAUUCAGGGGAGGAAGAAGAAAAGGAGGGAAAGGGGGAACAACUAAAUGGAAAGGGAUAUGGAAACGGAAGCGGAAGUAGAAGGGGAUACGGAAAGGCGGUGGUGGUGGGGAGAGAUAAUGGUGACUUGGCCUUGGUCGAGGCGGAGGGGGAGAGGUUCGGGAAGAGGAUUGUGAGGUUUAGGCCAAGAGAGAGAGAGGAAGGGAAAAGCUUGGAAAGCUUCGUGCAGGAUACGAUUAAUAGCGUGGAUGUGCUGUAUGAUGCUCCGGGCGGCAGGAGUUUGGUGGCGGCGGCGACGAAGAAGACGGUGGGGGUUUAUGCUUUGCCGGACGGGGAAGAGGAGGUAGAGGAGGACGGGGAGGUGUCGCCGGUGGUGAUUUACGAUUUACAGAGGAGUGUGUUGGACAGCAGCACGGCUCAGUUGUGCAGUGCAAAGUGGAUGGGUGGGCAGGGGAACGUGAUGGCUUUGGCUCUGAAGGGGUGUAGUGAACGGCUGCAAUACCUUUCGAUCACGGAGUCGGGAUGGACGCACCAUACUACGGCCAAGAGCAUCAUUACCUCGGGGGGGUUGGGUGGGUUGAGUAUUCCUGAUGCGGAUAUCUGCGCGAACUCGCUUUCGCCCGUUUUUGCCAAUGCGAACCAACAGAAGUCGGGCGGGACGACACUGCUUCUUUCAGGGUGGAAGGACGGUACCUGUCGCCUUCAAGACUUAAGGACAUGCUCGCCCUACGACGCCAUCUAUCAGGAUAAUAUUCAGCCGUGGGACCAUGUCGAAGCCAUCCUCACAUACGGCAACGAACGCUUCGUUGCCGGUGCUGGUAACUCUGGGGCCACGAUCAAGAUCUUCGACUUCCGGUGGCCAAAGCCUUACUUCCAUACCUCGGCUCUCCCAUGUCUAGGUCGCCAGCCGUUUCCCAAACCUCAUCAGCCGUUCGCCAAACCACCUAACGCCUCUCCCACCGGCCGUGCAAGAUGCGAUCAUCUAGCAGGUUUAGAAUGCCACUGGCACUCCCUCUCCAAACACCUCUACUACCGACCCAACGCAACCAUCUUCCUCCCGCGCGGCGUCCCCGGCCACGAACACGACCGCAACAACCAGCAUGGCUUCACGCGCGCCUGGUCCCUCGCCAAAGCUUCUGACUCAGCUCCGAACUUCUACAUUGGCGUUUCCGGUGGUGUUAUCGAAGCCAACCUCCAACCAACCCCCUCUAACCCUUCGAGACCGGUAGAAAUUGACCCGAUCUACGGUUACAACUACCCGUACUUCACCGGGCCAUUGCCAGUCACGGGUCACCCGGCGCAAUCCCACUCCACCUUCUCUCCUAAUUCCUGGAGGAACCAAACCCAAGGGCAGACAAACCAAGGCGCAGCGGAAGCGUUGUACACCACCGCUCCGAUCAAGUACUCGCUUAUGGAAACGGGCGAUGGAAAGUCAGUGGAAGCCAAUGAUAGGUCAAUUCGCAUGCCGAGGAUGAUGGGUCCCUUCGAGCCUUCCUCGGCUUUUGCCAAUCCUGGAUCUCCGUUCGGGAGGGUUCCUCCCACGGCGCCGAGGGCUGACAGAGAACGAGCUGCUGCAAUGUCAAGGGGAGGACAUGGAGGACGAGGAGGAUUUGGGCAGAUGCAGGGACAUGGAGGAGGCAACCAGGGCAACCUAGGUUUAGGCCGGAACGGAAAUGGAUGGGGGACGAAUAAUGGUAGAAAUAGAGAUGGGUCGGCUACGACACAGAAGCAGGUGUGGGGACAGUGGCAGGAGGGCGUGAAGCUGCCGACGGGUGUGAAGAGGGAACAUCAUCGGUUGGACCUGAAGUAUCAGACUACGAUUGAUUUUGGGGUGUUGUUGGAGGAUGAGGAUGAGAAGGGGAGGACUCUGACGACGGGGUUGGAAGGGGGCGUGGAGAGGAUGGUUAUUUGA
This is a messenger RNA of Sordaria macrospora k-hell, 2592 nucleotides long. RefSeq lists its product as uncharacterized. Gene Ontology annotation, molecular function: protein binding. The record is from RefSeq and is a predicted model, not a curated record. Lineage: Eukaryota; Fungi; Ascomycota; Sordariomycetes; Sordariales; Sordariaceae.